AUGGGCUCGAUCUCAGGACCAGGCUUUGACGUUUUCAACGGAUUUUAUAACACCAUCAAUGGAAAAUUGACCGGCACGGAACAAACCAGACACGGCAUCAAUCCGGCGACAGGCAAGCCCAACCCAGAAGUCCCUGUCUCUACUCCAAAGGACGUCGACGAUGCCGUUGCAGCUGCCAAGGAAGCAUUCAAGUCAUGGUCGCAAACUCCUUACGAGAAGCGCCGGGAGUGUGUCCUGGCCUUCGCUGAUGCUCUCGAAAAAUAUGCCACGGAUUUUGGAAGGCUCCUAACCCAGGAGCAAGGAAAACCGGUGCAAUUCGGCGUCGGCGAGGCCCACACAGGCGUCCAAUGGAUGCGAGCUCUGGCCAAGCUAGAACUAAAGGAAGAGGUCGUGGAAGAGAACGAUGAGAAACAAGUCAUUGUCCGGUAUACACCUCUCGGAGUCUGCGUAGGCAUCGUACCUUGGAAUUUCCCUGUUCACCUAGCUUGCGGCAAGAUCGCUCCCUCAGUCCUGACUGGCAACCCAAUCAUCAUCAAGCCAUCACCCUUUACACCGUACUGCGACUUGAAGCUCGGUGAACUUGCUCAACAAUUUUUUCCUCCUGGUGUUAUUCAGGUUCUGAGUGGUGAUGAUAACCUGGGUCCCUGGCUUACCGCGCAUCCUGGCCCUGAUAAAAUCAGCUUUACUGGUUCGACAGUUACAGGAAAGAAGGUUAUGGAGAGUGCGGCUAAAACAUUGAAGAGAGUGACUUUGGAGCUGGGUGGCAAAGAUCCCGCUAUUAUCUGCAAGAAUGUUGACAUCAACGCCGUUGCUGCAAAGAUUGCCACGCUUGCCUUCCUCAACUCAGGCCAGAUUUGCUUGGCAAUCAAGCGUAUCUAUGUUCACGAGUCGAUUCACGACAAGUUCCGAGACGCCAUGGUCGAGUUCACCAAGACGCUAAAGGUUGGCGACGGUACUGAGGAGGGAGUCUUCCUUGGACCUAUCCAAAAUAAGAUGCAAUACGAGAAAGUUAAGACCUUCUUCAAUGAUAUCGAAAAGGAGAAGUGGACCGUUGCAGUUGGCGGUAAGAAUGAGGACAAGCCCGGCUACUUCAUCACACCUACCAUCAUCGAUAAGCCUGCAGAUGAUUCCAGAAUCGCCACCGAGGAACCGUUUGGGCCCAUUGUCCCUCUCAUGACAUGGACUGACGAAGCCGAUGUCGUUGCUCGUGCCAACAACACCAAGAUGGGUCUCGGUGCCUCCGUAUGGUCUGAUGAUCUGGAUGAAGCAGCACGCAUCGCCCGACAACUUGAUGCUGGCAGCGUCUGGGUUAACACCCAUCUCGAAGUUGACCCUAACGCGCCUUUCGGUGGACACAAGGAGAGUGGUAUUGGCUUCGAAUGGGGCAUUGGUGGCCUCAAGUCGUUCUGCAAUGUCCAGAGCUUGUUCUUGAAGAAGAAGACUUCGGCUUAG
Molecule: messenger RNA, 1452 nt
Organism: Cladophialophora psammophila CBS 110553
Lineage: Eukaryota; Fungi; Ascomycota; Eurotiomycetes; Chaetothyriales; Herpotrichiellaceae
Product: aldehyde dehydrogenase (NAD+)
Exons: 5
Coding region: 1-1452 (483 amino acids)
Molecular function (GO): aldehyde dehydrogenase (NAD+) activity
Source: RefSeq, a predicted model, not a curated record